This is a messenger RNA of Ceratina calcarata, 5608 nucleotides long. RefSeq names its product spatacsin (gene SPG11). Gene Ontology annotation, cellular component: dendrite; axon; synapse. Lineage: Eukaryota; Metazoa; Arthropoda; Insecta; Hymenoptera; Apidae. The record is from RefSeq and is a predicted model, not a curated record. Gene Ontology annotation, biological process: chemical synaptic transmission; synaptic vesicle transport; axo-dendritic transport.
AUGCAUGACUAAAAAAUCUGACACUUUGUACGAAUAAAAUGCCAAAUGUAUACAAACCCGUACAAAACUGUUAUACACGUAUAUAUGUUAUACAUAUCGCCUAACAGGAAAGUGCUGUAACAUGUUAUAAAAAGAAUCUUAAUGAAAUGGCAGAGAAGACCACAGUGGGAGGCAUUCCUGUUGAAUGUUUAACUGGAGAGUCUGCAGCAAUUUGGUCUGGUUGGCGCAUAUUGGGGGACAGAGAACUUAUUAGAGAAGCGUCUGUGAAAGGCACUCAUAUUAAUCUUGCCUACAAAUGCUUAGCUUUUAGAAAAAGUUGUACUAUCGAGGAUGCUCAGCAUUAUUUCAACAGAGAAGUAGAAACUUGGUUGACAGAACUCUUAAGAAAACAACAAAUUUAUAGGGCUUCCCAUAUUUUAAAUAAUCUGAACAGAGAUCCAGUGGAGCAUAUAUUUAAAGUCUGUAUAAGCUGUAAAGAUUCUGUGCUAAGGGAUUAUUUAUCACAGUAUCUGAUAAAUGUUACGAGGUUUGAAAGUGAACAUAUAAACUCAUGGAAUAUAAUAAAGAGUAUUGUUCAAUAUGAACAAAAGCAUAUGGUUGAAGAUGGUUUAAGCUCCUCCUUGUGUAUAGGAGAUGUUAUGAAGAUACCGACAGUCGUGAAACAAGCAUUGUGCACUGAAAUAUGUUUUUCUGUAGUCGGCAAUAAUCUUUCAGAUAAUUUGAAUAAUCAUGUCUUGUGGGAUUACUUGCUAUCAAAUAAUCGAAUUCAACUAAUAAAAUUUUGGAUUGAUACAUGUUAUGGUGGCAAUGCAGCGGAAGGAGCAAAUGAAAUUGAUGAAGUAUUCAAGUCGUUGAUUACCAAUUUUAAUGUACUGCCAGAUAUGAUUGAAGUUAUUGACUUUUCAAAUGCUAGUGCUCUUGUAAAAGACCUGGCUAAGAAUUAUUUAUCCAGGCAUGGAAUAUUUGUACAAACAGAGCGACAAGAUAUAAAAUUGUUAUUAGCACGUAUUUUUGCUAGUACUAUGACAAUAUCAGAAUUUAAUACAAUAUUAUCAAGUAAAUCGUGUAAUAUAGAUGGGACUGCAUUUAUAAGAGACAUCGAUAAAGAAUUAUGUCUUGCAUAUUGCUUGAAUCAAGUAAAUGCACAAAGAGAAAAGGCACAGAUUGCUGGUUUAUAUGAUGCCUUGACGAAAAUGUGCAAAAGUCAAGACAAAUUGUACGAUUCAUUAAUAGAAGGAAUUUAUGAAACGAUUCGCUAUCUCUCUGAUGAUUCUAAUGAAUAUUUAGAACAGAACUUCUUGGUAGUUUUCAUAUCGGUAUUUUCGUAUUUAUUUAAUGAAAAUGCAAGGGACGGUCAGAAUGAAAAUGUGACAAUUAAGAAUAUAUUUACAAUGAAAAAUGACCUGACGUUGGGCGCCUACAAUAUUUUAAAUGAAGUCCUUCAGAGCACAUUAAAACAGGUGCCAAUGCUUGAAGGUAUUAUAGAAAACAAAUCGAAAGAAGAAGCUACGAUUUAUGAAUUACUAAAUGGUUAUAAGAAUCUGAACGCGGAAAAAUUAUACAAGUGGCGUUUUAAUGAUGAGCCAAUGCCUCAUUUUUCUGAUGAGAAUCUUGUUAAAAAGUAUGGACAUACGGAGGAAUUAACGUAUGAAUACUACUUGAAAGAAGCCCGUCCAAAUAUGGCUCUGUUUAGCUUGAAACUGUCCAAAGGAAAGAUAAUUGGGCAUGUUUCUUCCAGGAGAAAACAGAAAGCAGCCUUAUACGCACAAAUUCUUGCUUUACGAAAUUUGGAUAAACCGGAAGUAUUAUGUACUUGUAUUCCGUUCAUUGAAAUGCUAGGGAUGGAUUCGGAAAAUUUGAGGCUCCACAUAACUGUGGCAAAAUAUGUUCGUAAGGAAAUGAAUAUCACUAUUGAGAACUUAUUAGAAAAUGUAAUACACAGAAAUGAAGAAGAUUUAAAAACAGUUUUAUCUUAUCUUGAGAUUAGUUUCCAAAAAAAUUUAAUUGAUGAUUUAGUCGAAGAUAAUCAACGAUUUGAAAAUGCAUUAAAGACAUGGGACAUUAUCGUACGAUUUGCAAAUGCACACAAUUUUUCUUUACCAGUCACUUUAUUAAAAUAUUUAGCAGGCCAAAACCAUUGGUUCGAAUUUGUUCUAGUUUGUCAUAUCUUUGAUUAUCCCUUGAGCCAGGUUUUGGAAAAUACAAAACAUUUCGAGGACGUGAUAUUACGGGAACACUUGUUAACUUGUUUGAGCAAUAAGAAGCUUGUAAAGUCUCAGCUAAUUUGUAAUGAUCUGAAGAUAACAUCACGAGAUACUAGGCAAUCGUUAUAUUGCAAAAUUGGAGUCAAGCAAAGUGAAUCACCUACUUCUGGUUCUCCAGUAUCGAUAGAUUCUGCAAGCAUUUCCGAUUCUCAAAGUAUAUGCGAAUACAAUUCGAGCGAUGAUAUUUGUUUUACAAAUGAUGACCUAUGGUCGAUCAUUCUAAAAUGUCACGAAAGUCCAGAUCCACCUGGUGCUUUAAUAAAUUCAUCCCGAUUGACUUCAAGACCUUUCCUCACGGUUUUAGCAACUAGUUACGAGCCAUCUUCAACUGCAGCAUACUGUUAUUCGUGGAUAGCAAUAUCUGCUGCAGAUGAAGAGAUCCUUAAUAAAUAUAAUGAAUGUUUGGAACAACAAGUGUGGACUGCAAAUCAAGUUUCUGAUUUAAUAUAUCAUAUGGUAACACACGGAUAUAUUAGCGUUCUCAAUAAGGCAUACAAGAUCUUUAUGCCGGAAUAUCCACUCAAUUUAUUUUUCGAAUUUCUCGCACAAUGCGUAGUUUAUGGUGACUUCAAAGAAUGUCAGCAAGAGUUAUCGAAUUUCAAGACAGAAUGUAUAAAUUUCAAAUGCAAUAAGGCUAUGGAUUGGAAUUGCUCGGAUUCUACAUACUUGAAUAAUCUGUACUGGGUCGCAGUUAUAGCGACUAAAUGUAUUAUUGCAACGCUUUCUCAUAAUUUACAAAGUAAACAUUUGCAAAUAAGAUUUAUUGAAAUUUUGAUAAGAUGUAAUUUCUUUGCAAACUUUCCAGUUUCGAUCUCGAAUUUCCAGUCUAUUCCACAAAUUAUAAAAAUUCUACUGAGUAAGGUCACAUUGAACUUCGCUGUAUUUGGAAUAUCAGAUAAUGUAUAUAAUUUUGAUAAGGAGAUUUCGAGAUGUGCCGAUAGUUUACUAGAACUUGAAGAUUAUGAUAGCGCCUUGGAACUAUCACAUGCAACAGGAUUGAAUUCAUCUGAGAUAAUUUUAGCUCAGUAUCGGAGCAGGUUUAAAAGUUACAUGCUUCAGAAUGACAAGAUUGAGGAUAGCUUUUGGAAUGAAUGUGCAUCCAGCUUUAAAAAAUAUCAGGUUUCAUAUGAAAAAGCGGCUGCAUUUUUUAUUGAGCACGCUGAGAAAGUGACUUCGCACAAAGAAAGAUACGAGAUAUUAAGCUUAGCUUUUGAAACGUUAAAAAACGUUGAAGCAGAACAGGAAACUAUUAACACGCUAGAAAUAGCAAUGUGGAAAUCGUGCAUAUUAGCCGAUCCCGAAAAUGUACACCUGGAGAGAGGUCCAUAUAUUUUCAAUAAACUAAAGAUAGAAUUGUUAUCUGGAUUAGACAAAUUGGAAUUUGGUUACGCAUUAAUUAAUCCAAAUGAGAAAAAUGCAACAGAGAAGUUAAUUAACAAACUAAUCGAUUUAGGUAAAUUAGAUACAGCACUAAGGAUAAGCACAAUUUUCAAUUACAAACAUAAGGAUUUAGAAAUUUUGAUGUUAUGCUUAAGUUUAGCCGAGAAUGAAAUCCUUCCAAAUGAAUUGACUGUUGAACAGCAAAAUCUUUUGAAAGAAACGAAUAAAAAUAAACAGCAAAAAUACAGUGCCUUAAAGAAUCGUGGAUUGCAGAGAUUUUCUUCAACCUCAUCAUUGAUUGCUUCAAUCAACGUAAAUGAAAUAACUAAGCAAAAGGAGGAAGGUCUCCGUAAAACGCAAUUGGAAUGUCUAUCAAUUUUACAAAGAUCACUUGACACCCUAGAACACGGGCUAGAUAUAUGUCUCAGGAUUGUUUUAUGUUACAAAUUAGCAAUACAACUCAGUAAAACUUAUCAAAUGUUAUUAACUCUCAAUGUCCCCAUUAAGUUUUUACAAGAAGUUACGGAAAGCGAUGUUAAAGAUAAGUCUGAAGUGAUUUGCGACAUAAUCACUGCAUAUAAAAUAGAUAAUGAUACCGUUGCAACUUUUUUGGCCGAAAAUAUCACAACGACUAUCACCCGGGCUGUAGAAGGUGGACAUCAAGAUAAUGUUUACUUAUGGGGAUAUUCUUUGAAUACAAAUUUUCAUGUAAUUACGGAAUUAUGCAAUGAUGUUUCACUCCUUGGUUGGAAAAUAUUAAAAACUGCGAAUAAAUUGCUAGGAAAAUUCCACAGUGAAAAGAGACACGCAUUGACUCUGAAGACUGUUGUGGAAUUAUUAAUACCAGCACACGAUUGUUUUACAACUGCUUGCAAUAUGGAAGGAAUAGCGUCGGUGCUACGUAAAUGCCAGAAUCUUGCAAACAUUUUACAAAAUUUGAAAUGUUGGACACUAUUAGUGCGCCUUGUAACAGGAGUCGGUCGUUUCACGGAAAUGAAUUACGUAUUUCAAAUACUGAAAGAAAACGACCAAUUUGAGUUUUUGCUUGGAAAAGGAUUAGACAAGGUGAUUGGAUUGAAAACAGCGCUUCUGGAAUUUUUAAAACGUAACUGUCCUGAAAAUAAAGACCUUUUUACCCUAGUUGCGUUACACUUUCGAUUAUAUCAAGAGAUCGCGCUUAUGUGGGAAAAUGAGGCUAAAUGCGUAAUAAGUGCAUUGAUAUCAGAUGCAACGAAAGAACAGGGAAAACUACAGAGCACCGUUCAUCAUGGGAUACAAUUCACUAAAUCCGAGAAUGUUCAGAAACAAUUAAACUUAGCUGUAACUAACUACACUCAUGCAACGCAAUACUAUCUGCAGGCUAAUAAAUUAAAUCUCGCUAGUCAGAGUUCUGAUCAAGUGCAAUUAGUCACCCUUCAACUUUCACUUUUUAAUUCAGCGUCUUCUCAUCAACAAGUGAUCUGUAUUCUUAAUUUAAAGCCUGAGGAUAUUGAUAAAGUAUUAUGCAAUAACUUAAAUUUCUCUCAGGCUCUUAUCAUCAUACAUGCUUACAAUCAUCAUAUAGAUUGGGCGAAUCUUAUUUACAAUCGUUGCAUAUUAAAUGGAGAAACGAAAUAUCUAAAAGAUUUUAUAGCAGUGAACAAGCUAACUCCCGGUCUCGCACAAGAUUGUGUUCGAAGGUACAGAUUGGAGAAAAGCAUUACUCAUACCAUGACAGACAACAUGAAAAUAUUAAUUUCUGAAUUAUCAGACGUGGAGUGUAAAUAUGCUUUCGCAAGUCAAUUGGGAUUUAAAAGCAUUAUAGAAACGAUGCUCAAUAAUCCUAUGAUAGGCGCAUACCUCAAGGAUACUGUAUGGAAAAAAGGAUAUAGUGCUAUCUGAAUAUUUUAUUAUUCGUAAAAAUAUCACAUCCAAAGUAUAUCUACGUUUAUCUUAUUUUUUGCAUAAAUAAAUAUUUUUUAUAA